Molecule: messenger RNA, 4325 nt
Organism: Alosa sapidissima (American shad)
Lineage: Eukaryota; Metazoa; Chordata; Actinopteri; Clupeiformes; Clupeidae
Product: zinc finger CCHC domain-containing protein 24-like
Exons: 4
Coding region: 456-1190 (244 amino acids)
Molecular function (GO): zinc ion binding; nucleic acid binding
Source: RefSeq, a predicted model, not a curated record
GUGCACCAACAUCUGUCCGCAAGUAUUCGUCAGAUAGGCUAAGCCUUCAUCGCAAACUCGGCUCUUUGCUGCCUGCCUAUAGGCGAAGUGUAAUGUACAGUACGCAGUUAUGCAAACGGCCCUCCUAUUCGCUUGCUGUUGGUGACGCAUUGGAGUUUUGACUGAUACGCACGCUCACAGUCGAUCGCCGCUGCUAUAGAGUGCCCGGACUGGCACCAACUUUUCCUGCUGUCACUCUGCAACUAUGACUUUUGCGUAAUCGUCCGCCAGGGAACGGGAUCCUUGCAGGAUCCUGGAAGCGAAGGGAAGGACAGAAGUUGCCUAUAGUGCUGGGGCGGGGAAAAACGCAGCAGAGACAAUCAAGUGAUUUUAAGAUUUGUUUUUUUUUUCUUUGUCAGAAUUACAAGUCCAGAAUCACUUGCGGUAACCCGGCGGUGGACGCCCCAAAGCAGGGAAUGGUCUCAAAGAUGAGUCUAAUGUCUGCCUUAGACACAAGUGCCUCUGUUUACCAACCGGCGCAACUUUUAAACUGGGUUUACCUCUCUUUACAAGACACCCACCAGACUAGUGCCUUUGAUGCUUUCAGACCAGAAUCCAACUCUUCCCAUCCGGACCAGAACUACAACAACAAGCAGCCGCUUAAUGAUGUCAACUCGUCAUCGCUCAACUCCAACUAUCUCAACAACUUCUUGCAUCUUCAGAGGAUCGAGGGCUUGAAUAAUGGUGUAUACAAGAACACCUCUCCCUAUGGCUCCCUCAAUAACAUCGUAGAGGGCCUGAACUCCCUGACGGACCACUUCUCGGACCUCUCCCUCUCAUCUGAACCUCGGAAGCCCAGCAAGCGACCACCGCCCAACUACCUAUGCCACCUCUGCUUCAACAAGGGACACUAUAUCAAAGACUGCCCACAGGCUCGCCCCAAAGGAGAGGGCCUGACGCCAUACCAGGGGAAGAAGCGAUGCUUUGGAGAGUACAAGUGCCCCAAAUGCAAGAGGAAGUGGAUGAGUGGCAACUCCUGGGCCAACAUGGGCCAAGAAUGCAUCAAGUGCCACAUCAACGUUUACCCUCACAAGCAGCGGCCAUUGGAAAAGCCUGACGGACUAGAUGUGUCUGACCAAAGCAAGGAGCAUCCCCAGCACCUGUGUGAGAAGUGCAAGGUUCUGGGCUACUACUGCCGGCGGGUGCAGUGACCUCUCUAGCCAGACCUCCCCUGACCAACCUCUACUACCCACAGGCAACAGCGACUGUUUUACUGUUUAGAUGGCGGUUCAGUUCAUUCACUUGUUAAUUCAGCUUUAAUUCAUCACCUUGAUUUGUGUGCAGUUUAUGUGUGUGCAGAAAUUAUGGUAGCACUACCUACAACCCCCCCCAACACGCAGACAGACAUAUAUGCAACACAUAUACAUGCCAAACACACACACACACAGUCAGCAGGAAUGAAGUAGGCCAUAAUAGUGUUUUCUCACUUACUUUGUUUACAAGAUCACUCCUCCCACUUAUCUUUAACCUAGUGAAGGUGAAGGCCAUGUAUAUACUAAGUGCUAUAAUGGGUCACAAGAUGCCUUCACACAGACAUUGGGUCAGUAGCACAUCUUUUCAACUGUGAAUCCAGAAAGAAGGGAGAAUGCAGAAUCAGUCUCCUCUAUGCAUGAUGGAACAGAUAUUUAUUAAGUGGUCUCUUUCUGAACUUAAGACCUUCAUUUUGUGCAAUUGCAUUGUUUUUAACCAGAUGUAUAUCUAUUUUUAACCAUCUAAAUAGGUCUUUAGAAACUACUGUAGAUUGAAGACUUUGUAGGCUGGGCAAAUUAUAUAGGGUACGUUAAAUGUAAGGAAUUUGAUAUACUCUCUUAGUGUACCCAAAGGCUUUCAUAUACGAUAUUGUAUGUUUGCAUCCCUUUCUGAACCAUACAGAGAUCUUAGUAUAGAAAUCAUAAUCACAUGUUCUUGUGCAAUAUUCCUAAGGGUUUCUAAGGUAACUCAUAAGGCAGGUCAGCCGCAGGACAAAAAUAGUGUGCAUUUAAAUGUAAAUUCCCCCCCCCAACAGAUGAGAACUCAACAAAUAUUCAACAUUAGUAUGUCCGUCAUUGUAAUGACACAACGAGAACUGCUCACAUUCCCUUAAUUGUUAGAAGGUAGCUGUUUGGGAUGCAUUAUUGGAAUCAACUAAACCAUUCUUACAUCAUAAACGAGUAGUAUUUCAACAUUAACAAUAGGUCGAACCACUUUCUCUACUACAUGCAUCCUGAGCGAAAUAAUAACGUCUGUCCUCGGCCCUAUGUGGGUCUUUUACCAAAAAAAGACAGUCCUAGCAUACUAUUUGCAUGUGCUUCACUGGCAUUGUGUUAAACCUAGAAACUGUCUGAAUGCAGACUAAUUCAUUUCAACCCUCAGCAGGGGGUUAUUCAAAGUAUAUGGUUUAGAGACAAACCUGGGUUAGGUUAACUAGUGAUACAUCUCUUUAAAAAAGAAUGACAAUGCCAUCACUAUGGCUUUGUUUUGUUAUAGUUAGCUUGCUUUGGAGCCAUGGGGCUCAAAGUUAACCUAACCAAGUAUGUCACUAAACAAGGUUCUUGAAACACUUCCAUGCCAGUUUUCUAUCACUUAAUGUGUUGGCUAGCCCAAUUCCUAUGCCCUCAAAGAGAGAUAAAUGUCUAGGCUCUCUUCUACGUGUUUGAUUGGUUUUUACUUAAAUAUGAUGAAAUCUACCUGUUCUUCCUGAGAUUUUAAUAAGGCCAUUAAGGCAUUCUUUCAGUCUUUGUGACACAAAUUGUAGCUUUUAAGUAGCACAUAUACUUGACUAUGGAUUGGUUUUAUGUACCAAAAUCAAAGCUGUAUAUUUUUUGUUUUUUUUAUAACAAAGUUUUGGCAUUUCUAGACAGGAAGAGAAAAAUGGUUUAUUCCCUAGUUAAGGUGGUAUUGCACAUGUCUGUAUAUAUUUGAUAACUGCCAUUUAAGGCAUUUUGUAUUUCAUCAAUAGUUUAAAGCUUGUUUCUUUGGUUGUUACCAGAAACAUGGGAGUUUUAAGUAUCUCACAAUCUCGGAGGUAUCUUACAGGAAAUAUUUAUAAGGAUUUUGUUUUUACACCAAUUGUAUCUGUAUAAAAUAUGCUACAGUACAUUACGAUGUGAAGUCUAGAUGUCUACAGAAAUGGUAUACACAUCUUUCACUCAUUCUGUAGAGAUAUGGUUGAGUUGUUAUGAUUUCCUGAAGAGUAUAUUAUCAGUAUUAAUUAACCAGUUUGUGUUCCAAGUGCCUGUUAUUAGUAAAAUAUGUUUGUGUGUAUUUUGAAACAUAUAUAAUCAUUUGUAAGAUUCCUAAAAAAAAAAAUUACAUUGUUGGCAUUUUUAAUACUCUUUUCUUAUUAAUCUGAUCAGAGGUUGAACAACAAUGACUACGCAUUGAUGAGCAAUAACUGUUGAACAAAAUUAAUAUUACUUUGUCUUAACAUCAUCAGGGAAAGCAUUUUAUCAGACGAGAGGUUUGUUAUGUCAUGCAUGCAAUGCUAUUUCUAGCAUUAUAUCCCAGUUAUGGUUAUGUUACAUGUGUCUAUAAAGGAUGUUUGUUGUGAGAAAAGGGAAAAUAACUCAAUGCAUUAUAACCAGUUUGAUCAUGAAGCUGUAUUUUUCCUGCCAAUGUAUUAUUGUACAAAUUUGUUCAUACUGAAACCUAAUAAUUAUAGGGAUUACUAUCUUUACUCAUUAGGAUAGCACUAAAUGAAAACGUCCAUAUUGGUAAGGAAUGUCCAUGAGGAGGAAUGAACUACAGCUAAUACCAAAGUUUCUGUGUUUGUAAUCCUUUUCACUUUUUCCAUAUUAUGUUUGAACGUCUGUAAAAACAUGGGCGGAACUCACAAGUCUGUGAUUUUUGGGAAAUAAAAAGACUUAAUGAAUCCAGGAGAUGAAACAACCCUGGCCACAUGAAGUUUAUCAGCAACACACACACACAAGCGAGUCAAAUUCAAGAGGAAUAUAUAUCAAACCAUGGAGAUGACCGUUGUCAAAAAGGUUUUUAGGAGUGGGAAGAUUCUAUGUAGGUGUAUGCCAUGGGAGAGAUCAUCUAUGGCUCUGAAAUAGCAGGGUUGGAGAACGAAACUAUGUACCUUGUAUGGUGUUUUAUGUAUUUUUAAUAUGCGUGACCAGCAUUUGAAGGCAGAUGAAAUAAUCAAUGUGACAAGUUAUAUAUAAAAAAAGGUUAGAAAUCUUUGUGCAAGACCUCCUUUUCUUUUCCCUUACUGACACCUACAUGUCAUAGUUGUUGAUAAGUAGAGCUGUGCUGGAUCUCUUGACACCUCACAUAGUGAAAAAAGCUCUGCCUACUGAUUAGAG